Molecule: messenger RNA, 1602 nt
Organism: Microthlaspi erraticum
Lineage: Eukaryota; Viridiplantae; Streptophyta; Magnoliopsida; Brassicales; Brassicaceae
Source: the annotation of a GenBank genome assembly
AUGGAGGUCUCAGUGAUGGGAAAUCCUCAAGCGAGGAUCUUCAGAGCAGAAUUAGCUUACAGGCAGCUCGGAUUUAGAUUUGGGUCGGAAGUAAUCUCCGGCGAAUCGAGAAAUAGGGUUAGUUUCUGGAGCCAGAGCUCGAAAUGGAAGGAGAUCGGGAUCCGGUGCUCCCCGAGCUCUGUCAAAUGCCAAGCCAUCGUCUCCGAUCAAGUUCCCUUUCCGAAAUCCACUCCAAAAUCCAGAUCGCUCGAGAGCGUGAAAUUAUUCGUGGGGCUUCCACUGGACACAGUUUCAGACUGCAACAACGUGAACCACAUGAAAGCCAUCACGGCUGGGCUCAAAGCUUUAAAGCUACUCGGCGUAGAAGGCAUUGAGUUGCCAAUCUUCUGGGGAGUGGUUGAGAAAGAAGCUGCAGGGAAAUACGAAUGGUCAGGCUACUUAGCAGUCGCAGAGAUUGUUAAGAAGGUUGGACUCAAGCUACACGCUUCACUCUCUUUCCACGGAUCGAAACACCCGGAGAUCAGUCUCCCUGACUGGGUGGCAAAGAUCGGCGAAGCUGAGCCAGGGAUCUAUUUCACAGACAGAUAUGGACAACAGUACAAAGACUGUUUAUCGUUUGCGGUGGACGACGUUCCUGUUCUUGAUGGGAAGACUCCUAUGGAGGUUUACAGAGGUUUCUGUGAGAGCUUUAAGUGGGUUUUCUCAGAUUACAUUGGCAACACAAUCACGGGAAUCACAUUAGGUUUGGGACCAGACGGCGAGCUAAGAUAUCCUUCUAAUCAACACGACACCAAACUCUCCGGCGCAGGAGAGUUCCAGUGUUACGACAAACACAUGCUUUCCGCUCUCAAACAGUACGCUGAAUCCACAGGAAACCCUCUUUGGGGACUCGGUGGUCCACAUGAUGCUCCUGCUUACGAUCAACAGCCUCAUUCCUCUUCCUUCUUCUCAGACGGCGGGUCCUGGGAAUCUCAGUAUGGAGAUUUCUUCUUGUCUUGGUAUUCGUCUCUUCUCACCUCCCAUGCAGACCGAGUCCUCUCUGUUGCUUCAUCAGCUUUCAGCGGAAGUGGAGUAUCUCUAUGUGGGAAGCUACCUCUCUUACAUCAGUGGCACAAGCUAAGAUCUCAGCCUUCUGAGCUAACGGCUGGAUUCUACAGCUCUAGUGGUCAAGAUAGGUAUGAGACAAUCGCAGAGAUCUUUGCAAAGAACUCUUGUAGGAUGAUAAUACCGGGAAUGGAUCUAUACGACGAGCAUCAAUCACCGGAAACUCUCUCGAGCCCCGAGACAUUGCUUUCCCACAUCAAAACGUCCUGCAAGAAACAAGGAGUGGCUAUUUCAGGGCAAAAUUCAUCAGCCCCAGUCCCUGGUGGGUUUGAGAGAAUCACUGCGAAUCUGAAGGAUGAGAAUGCAGGAAUUGAUCUGUUCACAUACCAGAGAAUGGGAGCACUUUUCUUCUCUCCAGAGCAUUUCCAUGCUUUCACUGUCUUCGUCCGGAACAUGAACCAAUUCGAGUUGUCUUCAGAAGAUCAAGCAGCGAAGCAUGAGGCUGAGACAGUCACCAUAGGUUCAGGGAGUGGUGCAGCUAGUUUGCAAGCCGCUUGA